Aegilops tauschii subsp. strangulata is the source of this 1911-nucleotide messenger RNA. RefSeq names its product alpha-1,3-arabinosyltransferase XAT3. NCBI's taxonomy places the organism in Eukaryota, Viridiplantae, Streptophyta, Magnoliopsida, Poales, Poaceae. Gene Ontology annotation, molecular function: glycosyltransferase activity. The record is from RefSeq and is a predicted model, not a curated record.
ACUACUAUUCCCAAGCCCCAGCUAGCUAAAUGAGCAGCUCUGCCUUUGCUGCUUUUGCUCUGCUCUUCCGUCCCCUUCCCCCCUUUCUCCCCCCUCCACCGGGCUCGCUGCCGGUGGCCGCCGCUUCCGCCGCCUGCUUUAUCCCCUGCUGAUUUACACAUCAGCUGCUCGGCUCGAGCUGCGUAGCAAGACUGUGGAGGUCCCAGCGCCUCACAUCACCUGUGCCGCCGGACAAAGAACUACUCCUACUCCCGGAGGAGAUGAAGUCUCGGAGCUCCGCGAGGGGCGAGCCGAGGAGGUUCGGGAAUGUGGCUCUCCUGGCGCUCAUGCUCUGCUCCCUCGUCGCGCUCUCGCUCAUCAGGGCCAGGUUCUCCCCAAUCGGGAAUACGGCCGUUGCGGAGACCAUAAAAGUGGAGGAUCCGAAGCCGGUGGUGGUGAGCAAGCCGGCUGUCACGGCGGAGGCCGGCGAUGGCGCCGACGAGGCCGCCGCAGUAGCUGUGGAGGAAGACAAGGAGGAGGAAGCUCAGCCCAAGGAUGAGGAAAUUCAGCCCAAGACCGAGCAGGCCUUGGACGCCGCAGUGCGGCCCGCCAAAGCCGCAGUGGCCGUUGACGCCAGCAAGCCGGUGUGCUACGAGACGAGCCGGCGCUCCGACACCUGCGAGGCGGCCGGCGACGUGCGCCUGGUGGGGAGAAGCCAGACCAUCUACGUCGACACGCUGGAGCGGGAGUGGAAGACCAGACCCUACUGCCGGAAGCACGACACCUACGCGCUGUCCCACGUCAAGGAGUGGUCCCUCAAGCCGUUCCCCUCCGGCGACGGCGCGGCGCCCAAGUGCACGUCCAACAGCUCGGCCACCGCCUUCGUGAUCUCCACGGGCGGGUUCACCGGCAACCCCUUCCACGACUACACGGACGUGCUCAUCCCGGCCUUCAUCACGGCCCACCGCUUCGCCGGCGAGGUCCAGUUCCUGGUGAGCAGCUACAAGUCGUGGUGGAUGAGCAGGUACAUCCAGAUCUUCCAGCAGAUGAGCCGGUACGAGGUGGUGGACAUCGACGCGGACGACGAGGUCCGGUGCUACCCGAGCGCCGUGGUCGGGCCGACGUUCCACAAGGAGCUGGGCGUGGAUCCCUCCAAGGCGCCGUCGGGCGUCUCGGUGGCGGACUUCCGCAAGAUGCUGCGUAGCGCGUUCGGGCUGGAGCGCGCCACGGCGACGCCGAGCGGCGACCGGUGGGACAUCCGCCGCCGGCCCCGGCUGCUGAUCAUCUCCCGGCGCACCUCACGCGGGCGGGCCUUCAUGAACGAGCGCGCCAUGGCGGACAUGGCGGGGAGCCUCGGGUUCGACGUCCGCAUCGGGGACCCGGACACGACCUCCGACACGUCCAAGUUCGCGCGGCUGGUGAACUCGUGCGACGUGAUGGUGGGCGUGCACGGCGCCGGGCUGACCAACAUGGUGUUCCUCCCGGCCGGCGCCGUGCUGGUGCAGGUGGUGCCGUACGGGCGGCUGGAGUGGCUGGCCCGCAACACGUUCGCGGAGCCGUCGGCGGGGAUGGAGGUGCACUACCUGGAGUACGUGGUGCAGCUGGACGAGACGACGCUGAGCGAGCAGUACCCCAGCGACCACCUGGUGCUCAAGGACCCCAUGGCCAUCCACAAGCAGGGGUGGGACGCGCUCAAGACCACCUACCUCGACAAGCAGAACGUCCGGCCACACCUCGGCCGCCUCAAGAAGACCUUCCUCGAGGCGCUCAAGAUGCUGCCGCACGGCCGGGACGAUUAGACCAGCUUUAGUUCACCGUCGUCGCCAUCAUCGUGGGAGCUUGAGAGCUGCUGGUAGCCUAGUAUCAUCGCUAAUAGUGUACAAAAUGGAUGCAGAGGGCAAGUGUCUAUAACCUUUUCUCUGUUUUCGCCUA